Misgurnus anguillicaudatus (oriental weatherfish) is the source of this 2114-nucleotide messenger RNA. Its product is annotated as beta-1,4 N-acetylgalactosaminyltransferase 1-like. Gene Ontology annotation, biological process: UDP-N-acetylglucosamine metabolic process; UDP-N-acetylgalactosamine metabolic process. Gene Ontology annotation, cellular component: Golgi membrane. Lineage: Eukaryota; Metazoa; Chordata; Actinopteri; Cypriniformes; Cobitidae. The record is from RefSeq and is a predicted model, not a curated record. Gene Ontology annotation, molecular function: acetylgalactosaminyltransferase activity.
AUAUCACUAUAAAGGCACAACUGAAGAUUCUCAGUUACUUUGUGGUCUUUGACGGAUUAAUGGUGAGGAUUUUUGCUUUUUUGCUUUUUCGGAUUAAUGGUUAGGAGUUUUUCUAUUUUUUAUUUUUCAGAUUAAAGGUUAUCUUCUGUAAUGAACGCCUGCCACUACCGCUGUCUGCUUCAGUUAUUCCUGAGCAUGCUUGCUUUUGCCGCAUUGGGUAUUUACUGUAUACAUAAUGGAAUAGUGAAUGUUUCGGAUAUCUCAAAAAGACUGUUGCCCAUCAGCAAAACUAGUUUUCAGAAACCUGUUUACUUUAACACAAGCAUUGGUCUAUUUUCCAAUAAAAAUCAGUCCUGUUCCUGUAAAGGAUAUACUUUAGCUUUUCAAAAUGUGCCCCCAAAUGAACUGGAAGACCUUCGGAGACGUCGAUCUGAGGAGUACAGACAAUAUCGAGUCAGGAGGCAGGCAGAUGUGGAGCCAUUUGUUCUUGCCGCGUCUAACUCUCCUCUCCAAUAUCCCAUCCACGGUUUCAUAUUGGCCCCUCUUCAAAAAAGUAUAAUACCAGGUUUGGCUUUGCAUGCACAAGAAAGAAAACGUUAUGAGGUAUCUUUAAGUGUGAUAAAUGGGGUGCUCUCAGUGGAGGAUGUCAUGAAGGGAGCACAUGUGGAUGGAGAGGGUCAGAGUGUUUUGACUAUUUCAUCCACAAGCCUCAAACAAAUGAAUAAUCUGCUGAGCAGAGUGACUUACACCAGCACCGUCUACCGUGUCAAGGCUAAAGAUAUGGUUCAUUUUUCAUUUGAGGACCACGAGGCCAUAUUUCCCAUAAAAAUUACAAGACCUUCAGUGCCAUUUCUGUUCGACCCAGGGAACGAUAUUAGUUCACAGGUAACUAUAACAACCAAAACCUUUCUGAGGUAUCGGGAGUUGCAUGUCCUUAUCAACAGUAUCAGAAAGUUUUAUCCAGAAAUCAAGAUCAUUAUUGCAGACGACAGCCUGACUCCAGAAAAGGUGUCUGGUGAAAAUAUAGAGCACUAUAUAAUGCCACCUGGACAGGGCUGGUUUGCUGGAAGGAAUCUGGCUUUAUCACAGGUCGACACUAAAUACUUUCUGUGGGUAGAUGACGAUUAUGUAUUCAGGAACAGCACUAAAAUUGAAAAUUUUGUGGAAAUCAUGGAGAAAAUUCCAGAACUGGAUGUGGUUGGUGGUUCAGUGGGAAGUAAUCAGUUUUAUUUCCACCUUACGUAUGAGGAAGGUCAAGCAGAGGAGGGUGGCUGUCUCAGACGUACGCAUAAGCUGAUACAUCAAUCAGUUCCAGGGUUUGACGGCUGCUACUUUGUGGAUGGGGUGGUCAACUACUUCCUGGCACGGACAGAGGCCGUACGACGGGUCGGCUUUGAUCCGUUUCUAAAACGAGUUGCUCACACUGAGUUCUUUAUCGAUGGCCUCGGACAAUUAUUAAUAGCUUCCUGCAAAGGACUGUCAGUCGGACAUCAGCCCAAAAAAAGACAACCCAAAUACCGACAAUUUAGGUUUCCUGGAAAACUUGAUGCAAGAAGAAAAGUGGGUCAUCAUUUCUUUAAGAACCAUUUGAAAUGCAUAAAGUACUGAGGAACGUUUACGGAUUACACUCGGAUAAAAGAAAAGUAUUUCACGAUGUCAUAAAAAAAAAUGAAAGCCGCACUUGCUAUGUGACAGUUGGGAAAAAUUGUCACUUCUUCUAUUUGCAUAGCAGUAAGCAUGUAAAAUUGUAAACAUCCCCAUUCAAAUGUUUAAAAUAAGAGACAAAUGUAAUUGUGCCAAAGAAUUUGCAAAACACAUUUUUUUAAACUAACUUUAUAUAAAACGAGUCACAUAAUGUAGAAAAACAACCAGUUAGACUUCAGAAUAGAUAUGAACUGCUACAAUUGUCUUUAUAAAAGGCAACUUUUAAGAUGCUAGAAUAUAUAAAUUUAAUUUACUUUGAUUUAAAUGCUGUAAUUUCCAUUGUGUUUUUGAUAGUUUACUAUUGAUAGUAAACUUGAUAGAUUUACUACAUGACAGAUUUUAUACAUUUUUGUUGUAGUUUAUUAUAAUUAUUAAGUUUACUGUAUUGCAUUUAACUGUAUAUUAUAUUA